AUGAACAGCACUAUUCCAACGCCUCCGUGCAUACCUGAGAUCGAGCUCGACGGCGUAACUCCGUAUGGGUACAAUAAGAAAAAUACUCCUUUCACCGUGAAGAUCACAAGUUGCUCUAAAUUCCAAGUCAAUCAGACAACAGCCUUUGCAAAUUUCAAGGCUAUCUCGGGUAUGACCGUGAGUGCGGACAGUAUCUCAUUUACUGGGUUCCCAGACGACUAUUGUCUCCUAUCGAUGUUCGCCCUUGACACAAACGGGUACCCGAUCAUCCAAUCUUGGGAGUUGCAUUUUGGAAGCGUAGAUAUGCCAGUUCUCAUUCUCAACCCGGACGAUACCCCUGCGCAAGGAGUUCAUGUGGAAGCCAAUGCUACUAUCUAUCCAGGAUUGACCAGUACUUGCACGACCGAUGCAGCGGGCAAAUGCACCAUUGGGAAUCUUCCAGGCACCACUAUUAGUCUCGUCGCACGAAAAGACGAUGGUUCCAUCGCCGUCAACGGCCUCGCACCAACUACUGUUCAAGUGAGGCUGAAGCUCCUGCCAUUCGUUAGUCCAAAGCCGGGUUCCAGUUUCGAGACUGGAAACGGUACGGCGGGAUGGACUGGAGGCGAAUUGAGACAGUCUUUGAAGAUCAAGCGCGAUACUACUCUAGUUGUAAACACGAACCGCCAGUACACACUUCAGACCGCGAGUAACAGUUUCCCUGCAAGUGGGAGUAUUAAAAAGGCAUACAUCAAAUAUCGUUUCAUUACGUCUGAGGUUCCUGGUGGUUAUUUUGCAACUCAAUUCAACGACUACUUUUCCAUAACUAUCCGCUCUGACACCGGCGCCUAG
Messenger RNA from Westerdykella ornata, 831 nucleotides. RefSeq lists its product as uncharacterized. The coding region runs from base 1 to 831 and encodes 276 amino acids. The record is from RefSeq and is a predicted model, not a curated record. The transcript has 2 exons. NCBI's taxonomy places the organism in Eukaryota, Fungi, Ascomycota, Dothideomycetes, Pleosporales, Sporormiaceae.